This is a messenger RNA of Aureobasidium vineae, 1740 nucleotides long. The record is from the annotation of a GenBank genome assembly. Lineage: Eukaryota; Fungi; Ascomycota; Dothideomycetes; Dothideales; Saccotheciaceae.
AUGCCUAUAGUCUCUCCCACAUCAUUGACCACCUUUCCACCCUUCGAGACGCAUCAAGACAACCACGACCCACAGCACGACUCGCCGCUCGAGUUCACAUUCGACGAACCCUUUGAGUUCGAUUCGUUGGCAGUCAAGCCCGAAAUGGCCGGUGCUGGUUCUCCUUUUAUCAAGUCUGAACCUACCGACUUCUCCUUCCAAUCACACCAAUACCACCAGCAGCCAUCGGCUUUCAACAUGAAUUCACAUCACAUGCAAAACGGCAUGAACGGUGGUGGCGACCACGCCAUGGGUAACUCCAACUUCAACUCGGCUUUUGCUCCUCAGAACAUGUCGUCGAGUUUCAAUAUGGGCAAUUCAGGCCUCGCCGACGACGAACUGCUCGACGGCAUCAACAUGGACGAUGGUCACCACCACGCCAACAUGCAUCAAGGCCAGUUCAACAACGGCAACAUGAACCAGCACUUCCUUACCCAAGGCAGCAUGCCCAUGUCCAUGGGCCAACAGCACCUGAACAGCAACAGCAACUUCUACUCAUCUACACCAGAGGGUGCCCCUAUUCAGUCACCUUUCGUCAACGACUUCAACUAUGGCCAGUUUCGCCCUCAGUACAGCGUGCCAACCACAGGUGGUUACAUGAACGGCCUCAACGCCCCACAGGUCCACCAGAUGGAACGCAAGAUCUCUGAUUCACGUUCGCCUGCCACACCAAACACUCCUGGCAUCUCCAACCUGCAUCUGGGCGAACCAGAAUACCCUUCUACAACCAUGGCCCAACAGCCUCGCGCUAUUGUGGGACACAGACACAGCUCGAGCGUCAACAACUGGGAGAACGUAUCGAAUCCUCACUCCUGGCAAGACGUCUCGCCAUUCGGCUCGCCAUCAAAUCCUAUGAUGCAGCACCAGCAGCAUCCUCAAAUCACCGAGGUCCUCAAGUCCUCGAAUGCAGGCGCCAAUGGCAAGAUAGCAUCGUCGUUGCCCGCAAAGAUGGAGAACNCCCCUGCUUUCCAGACUCAAGAAGCCAAACGAAAGCGUAGAAGAGAAUCGCAUAACCUCGUUGAGCGCAGAAGACGCGACAACAUCAAUGAACGCAUCCAGGAUCUCGCUAGCCUCGUUCCUAUGCACAGAUUGGAGGACGAGCGAGUUCGAAAGCACCUUCAGACAAACGCUCCUCUCUCACCUUCCAUCGUAGCUACUGGCAUGUCUCCUUCUCAGGCCACGUCUCUGUUGGCUGGAGGUAAUGGAAGAAGGGCCACUACCACAAGCGUGGGUACCGGCCUGCCCAUGGACGACAAAGACAAAGGUCCCAACAAAGGCGAUAUCCUCAACGGGAGCGUCGCCUGGACUAGAGACCUGUUGUGGUACCUGAAGCAAGUUCUCGAUGAGAACGCCGAGCUGAAGGCAAGAGCCCGUGCUCGAGGUGAUGACUGGUCUGCCACCAUGACCGAAGAUGGAAGACGCAUGGAGACUGAAACCCGCGAGCUCAUGCAGAAGCUCAUUGCCACGAACAACCUUCAAGACUACAGCAGAGGCCACGGUUCUGGACUCCGAGUCCCCGGCCACACCAACCUUGCCGGCGAACCGCUCCAUGGACAAGAAGGCCAGUCCAACUACGGUCAAAGCCUUAGCCCUGGCUUCCAGAGUGGAAGUGGUGGUAUCAGUCCUGUCCAAGGAUAUUGGCCCUCCGCCGACGAACCCGUCUUCAAGGAAGAGGACGAGUUCACCAUCAACGACCUCUAA